This is a messenger RNA of Chlamydomonas reinhardtii, 5862 nucleotides long. RefSeq lists its product as uncharacterized. The record is from RefSeq and is a predicted model, not a curated record. The transcript has 26 exons. Bases 103 to 4644 code for a protein of 1513 amino acids. Gene Ontology annotation, biological process: calcium ion import across plasma membrane. Gene Ontology annotation, cellular component: membrane. Lineage: Eukaryota; Viridiplantae; Chlorophyta; Chlorophyceae; Chlamydomonadales; Chlamydomonadaceae. Gene Ontology annotation, molecular function: protein binding; monoatomic ion channel activity.
CUGACAAAGAGCCGUGACGUUACCUGUAGGAACCAAACAUUAUGGCUUUUUCGCGACGCUGAGCUCAGCAGUGCCCGGGAAAAUGAUGUGUAGACAAAAAGGAUGAUGACAAACAACAAGGUUGUGCCCCAGAACGGGCGUGCCGAUAUCUUAAAGAAUUCUCUGGGAUUCAAGUUCUUUGGUCAUGGCAGCUCGGACGGGACAGGCGAAACUCGCGGGGGCAGGUCCGCAGCGGUGCUCUCUGAGGAAUUCUCUGAGCGGCCGCUGCCACAGGCAUCCAGCUCGGAGUAUUUGCAGGAGAUAGCUGAAAUACACAGUCUCUGCCAGGCAGAGGACUUCCUCAUUGCGCGAGAGGAGGACCCGGGGUUCACAUUAUUACACUAUGUGGCUAUGCUGGGGCACACGACUCUGGCGGACGCUAUUCAAGCUGCGACGCCUGAGGCAAUGCACCGGUUUUCCCGCUUAGCCAGGUACCUCGUGCGGCGGAACCACGACGUCACAUACGUGGUGGACAAGUAUGGCUGCAUUCCGCUUCAGUGCGCCGCCGCUUACGGCAACAGCGAGAUGGUGGGGGUGCUGCUGGAGCCGUACGAUAACCCGGUGAACCGAAAGGACACCAACAAGCGGAACGAAUACCUCAACCACCAGGACACACAGAUCCGCUUCACGGCGUUGCACGGCGCGCUGCUGCACGGGCAGCACGAGGUGGCGGUGCUGCUGCUGGAGUCGGGCGCCAACCCGCAGAUCCUGGACAUCACACGAAACAAUGCGUUCCAGGUGGCUCCCUCGCUGGAGUCAUUGCAGGAGCUGCUGCGAAUUGUGGUGCAGCAUGAGGACGUGGUGCCGACGCCCGCGAUCGCCCAGCUCAUGAUUGAGGUGAUCAAGCAGCAGGAGGCGCGCGAGAAGAAGGACAAGGCAGAGCGAGCUAAGGCCGCGGCGGCGGCGGAGGCGGUGCGCGGUGGCAAGGAUGACGACGACAACCGCGCCAAGCAGGAGUGGGCCAAGGCGCUCAGCAGCAGCAACAUGGACUACACACAGCGCAUGCUGUUUGUGGCCAUCAACCAGCUGGUCAACAAAGUGUCCGUAGGGCCGGGCGGUGAGGGCGGCGGCGGCGAGGGCGGCGACGUGGCGGCGGCGGCGCGGAGCGCGGAGGCGGGCGGCGAGGUGGGCUCCAUCAUCAAGCGCUUGUUCAAGGAGCUGUACACCAAGGGCGAGGGCAAGUACGGCGACCUGUGGGAGUACGUGCAGGCCGCCGUGUCGUACAACAACUACAAGCUGAGCAAAAUCAUGCUGGACCUCAUCUCCGCCGAGUGCCCCAGGGCGCUGUCCUCCUGCAACUGGGAGGCCACCAUGGGGCCGCUCAUUGCUUGUUUCCCGGACCUCUUCCAUACGCUGCUCUGCAAGCUGCAGGACAUGUCGGACUCUGAGGUGGUGGGCUUCGUGCAGUCGCUGCGGCCCAAUUCGCUGCACUCGGUCUCUUCCAACGCCUACGCUUCCGUGUCGGCGCUGACGUACAUGUCCACCAGCAACGGCCAGGCACCCGGGGCGGGCCUGGGCGCGGCGGCAGGCGCGGGCGCGGGCGCGGGGGCGCCCUCUGGGCUCACGGGGCGGCAGUCGCUGUCGCUGGCUCGCGGCGCCAAGGGCGCGGCGCACCAGGGCAAGAUUCUCAUUUACCAGCAGCUAGUGGAGGGACUCAAAGCGGUCAACUACGUGGUGGUCAAGGCGUUCUUCGAGAAGGCAGACCAGCAUGUGCUGAACGAUAUGGCGCAGUACCCCAUCUUCAAGGACUUCGCCUCGCUCAUCGCCAACAAGCGCACGGCCGAGGGCUUCACCGAGUCAGACAGCGGCCGUUCGCGCCUCCUGGACUUGCUGCGGGAUGUGAAGCGCAACUCGCUGGCGGAGGAGCACUACCGCCCCCAGGCCGACAUCCUCAACCGGCACAGGGCGCUGUCCAUGAAGUUCCGCAACAGCGGCAAGUCCACCCACGGCGGCAACGCCUUCAACGGCAACGCGUCGCGCCGGUCGCGCGUGGGGCUGGACGCGGCGGCAGCCGCGAUCGCCGAGGACGAGGCCGCUGAUGGCGCCGGCAAGGACAUUGCCAAGGAGCGCAGCGCGCCGGCCGGCAUGAUGGUGGUACGCAAGCUCAGCAAUGAGCUGGCGGUGCAGACGCUGAACGUGGAGCGCGUGCUGUGGGCGGCGGUGGCGGCCCGAAAGAGCAUGAACGUGGACGCGGCGGUGAAGAGCAUCAUCAGCUGGGUGAACCUGAACAGCAAGGAUCGGCGAGCGGUGUUCGUGACGGGGAUAUCCACAGACCUGCUCAAGGAGCUGGCGCUGCGCUUUCCGUCGGGCUGCGCCAAGCUGCUCAACCUGGUGUCCCGCGACGUGCUGGAGCAGCUGGCCACGCUGCAAGUGAGCGCCAACCUGCUGCACCGCAAGGACCAGCUGGUCAAGUGCAGCGACGUGCGCAACCACUUCACCUGGCGCGCGCCUGAGCUGCAGCACCUGUCGGACGAGAAGGGCUACUCGGAGCACGUGGUGGACGCACUGGCGGACUAUGGCAUUCCCUUUGAGUGCACGUACAAGGCAGCGGUGGAGUGGGACACGAGCCGCGAGCACUUUGCGGUGCUGAUUGAGAACCACUUCACGGGCGCGGAGCUGAAGGAGCUCAUCUCCAACGGCAUCCUGCUCAGCCGCGUGGUGGACAUGAUUGCGCGCUGCGCCAAGCCGCCCGAGGACGUGCCCGGCUUCAAGGCGGAGCCUAUGACGCAGCUGAUCAAGGAGAUGCUUCGCGAGAAGCUGUCCUUCCGCAUCAUUGAGGCUAUCCUGGACGCCGGGUCCAUGAACGAGGCGACCGUGUACACCAACUUCCGCCCCGGCAACCCACUGUACAACAUCUACCCGCUCAAGCUGUACAAGCCGGUGUACACGCACCACUUCGUGCAGCUGCUGCUCACCAACUGGCGUAAGGGGACCAAGGACGCGCAGGGGCACUGGACGCUGCGGCCAUGGGACAAAAAGUUCAUCGACACAAUCUACGCGCCCAACGACCCGCUGUGUACGGCGCUCAAGUCGGCGUACGACAACAAGCUGAAGGACACGCAGGUUUACAUCGAGAACAGCCAGGCCAUGGAGGGCUGGGCCAAGAAGCAGCGGCAGAACCAGAACCUGGUGCUCAGCGCCUUUGUGUGCAACCCGCUGCUGCUGCACCGCUGGCCGGUGUUCGUGCUCAUGCAUAUCUUGCUGUACAUCCGGGAUACCGUCAAGGCCUGGUGGCGGCACGUGGGCUGGGAGUGGGACGCCUGGGGCGACCAGCACGGGCACAGCGUGGACGCACGUGCGCUGGUCAUCCCUUGGAAGGGCGUGGCGGACCUGGGCAGCGUGAAGGGCAUUUUAACUGGCCUUAUAGACGUUGAUGUGCCGGUGCGCUGGUUCGGCUUCGCUGCCGUCAAGGCCGCCAUCACUGUGCAGUGGCAGGAGUUUGGGCAGAUGCUGAUGCUGAUGAGCGCACUGGCGCACAUCAUCUUCAUGAGCCUCUUCGGCGGCUUCCUGCUGGUGAUGCGGAAUGCGGGCGAGCAGGAGAACGGCGACAUGUCCAAGGUGAACUCGCAGCCUGAGAUUAUGGCGCUGCUGGUGGUGCUGGGGCUCAUGAGCGUGGGCGGCCUGGCGGAGGAGGUGUCGCAGAUGAUGGAGCUGACGUGGCGCACGUGGCGCAACUACCUGGGCAACCUGGUGGACCUGGCGUCCUUUGCGCUGUUCAUGGUGCUGUUCGGCAUGGUGUGGGCCAGCUACACCUACGACGUCAUCCUGGCGGUGGGCGCCAUUGAGACGCUGGUGCUGUUUGUCCGCCUGGUGUUCUUCGCGUCCAUGACGGACUCUAUGGGCAGCCUGAUGCGCAUGGUGAUCGAGAUCAUCAAGGACAUGCGAUACUUUUUCGCGCUGCUGGCCAUGAUCUUCGGUGGCUUCGCCAUCGCGUUUGCCGUGCUACUGGGCGAGAGCAACACGUACGAGGCGGUGGCGUUCAAGCUGUUCAGCGUCAUGCUGGGCGACUGGCAGUACGACUACCUGCUGGACAUGAUCUACGUGGAGCACGCCUGGUACGUGUCGCGGCUUAGCGUGCUGAUGAUGAGCGCGUACGGCAUUCUGAUGCUGAUCGUGCUGGUCAACCUGCUGAUCGCAAUCAUGAACGACACCUACGACCGUAUCAAGGAGACGGAGGAGAUUGAGGUGUUGCAUAACCGCGCACGACUCAUUGUGGACCUGGAGUCGCUGCUCACCAAGGACAUGCGCGACAAGCUGCAGGAGCGGCUUCUGGGCGACUACCUGCACGUGCUGGUGCCGGCCGACAAGAAGUUCAACAAGUUCAUGGCCAGCAGCGAGUCCACCGACGGCGAGUGGAAGGGCCGCAUGCGCGCCUUCAUGGAGGCCAUCAAGCGCACCGUGGACCCGCAGCUGCGCGACAUACGCGACAAGAACGCCGCCGAGUUCAAGCUCAUCAACAGCGAGCUGGACUAUAUCCGGAAAUGGGUGGUGGAGCAGAAGCGGAUGAUGGGCCCGCUGCAUGGCGGCGACGACGAGGGCAUGCACGGCGGGCACGGCGGUGGCCACGAGCGGGCAGGCAGCAGCUUGGCACUGGGGCGGCGGUGACGUGGCCGCCAAGGGGUUGCUGAGUGUUUGGCGGCGUGGUCCGGGUGGGGGCAAUGCCGGCGGUCGUCACGAGACGAGGAUGUGCCUAGGUACAGGCGGCCUCCUGGUUGAUGACUCGUCUCCUUUCGCGCCACUUAUUGGCGCCGUGGUAUGUGUGCGAGCGCCAUUCAAAUCCAAUCCGUUGCGAACUCAACUAUUACUGAAUUGAUUGGGGGGUUGUGUCUUCUUAUAUACGUGCAAGCAUCCAACCACCUGGACAUGGUAUCGAGCUCUACCGUGUCUAGUCGUUUGACGGCGUAGACUGCUGCAAUAAGCAGCUUCGCUGAAGACGAUCUUGCUCACUUGGUGUGGUGUGGCUUGUCGUGGCUGCAUCAGUGACCAAAACAUCAAGAAAAUGGAGUGUGGCGGGCGUGGCAUCCGCGGCACUGGGGAAGUAUUGUAGCAUGUACGGCGAUGAGCACAGCGGUCACGUCUCCUUGCAGCACGUAUCACGCACGUGCAUGAAAGGCAAUGCUGUGAGUCACAUGAGCAUGUGGUAGCACUGAAGUGCAGCGACGAGGUGCGCGUGGAGGGUCGAUAGGUAUUGCGUGGGGCCGAGAUGAGGCAUUUGGUGUACACGCGCGUGACAGGUGUGGACGCAGGGGGCUCCAUGGGGUAGGCGGUUGGUCUAGUAGCCCCGCUAGCAGCAAUGCCACCUACCGUGUGGUGAAUCCUGCAAAGCGCACAUGAGGACCUGGCGGUCCAGUCUGUUUGGGACGCGGGACGCCAGGGUUCACUUAUGAAAGCCGCUGCGGGAAUGGGUACCUCCCACGGCGAGGCAGUGACCGAGGCUGACCUGCCUGCGUGCUGCGGUCAACCGCUGCUGGUCGGAAAGAUGCAGCAGGCGGCGCACUGCAAUUACGUUGCCGGAAUGUGUGAAUGCAGUGACUGUCGGCUCUGGAAUGGCGGCCAGUGUUGCUGCUGGUGUGUGGGUGCUACGAGAUACAUUUAGCAGCUGCGGAAUUGCGUCGAUCGACCGGCAUGGUUAAGUGGACUGGGAGAGAGUCUAAGGAGCCUGACAGAGUUACAGUAGCUGCCCAACCAGACGCUAACCGAACGGCAAUUCCCGGCUCUGUCCGUCGCGCCGUGCGUGUCACACGGGCAGGCCGACAAGCGCCAACUGUACUACAUUCGAACCGGCGCCCGUGGGCUGCUGCUUCUUGUUAUUCAUGCCAAUUC